Messenger RNA from Ictidomys tridecemlineatus (thirteen-lined ground squirrel), 795 nucleotides. RefSeq names its product lymphocyte antigen 6 family member G5C (gene Ly6g5c). The record is from RefSeq and is a predicted model, not a curated record. Gene Ontology annotation, cellular component: external side of plasma membrane. NCBI's taxonomy places the organism in Eukaryota, Metazoa, Chordata, Mammalia, Rodentia, Sciuridae.
AUGGGUGGGGGCCCUGGGGCCGCGGACUCCGGAAUCCACCCGGAGGAACGGUGGUACUACAGCACCACCUUCCGGAACAGAGGCCAGAGGGCAGUGGUGCAUUUCAUGGCAGGCUUUUCAGGGAGCUUGAGUCUGGGGCCUCUGAGCCUCCACAGCAUCCCCCAAUCCCUGUACAGCAUCUUCUUAAUAGUGAUGGUCAUGAUGAGCUUGGUAUUUGGUAAGCUUGUUCCUGACAAUCCGGGACCCCCUCAACCACCUCAUCUCCCCAAAUACCUGCGUUGCUAUAGAUGUCUCUUUGAAACCAAGGAGUUGGGGUGCCUUCUGGGAUCAGACAUCUGCCUCACUCCAGUUGGCAGCAGCUGCUUCACUCUGCAUAUAAAGAACAGCAGUGGUUCUGACAUCUUGGUGAAUGACUGCCGCAGCCAGGAGCAGAUGAGUGAUUGCUCAUAUACUCAUUCUUCUCCUGUGUCUGGCUUCUGGAUAUACUCUCAAUGCUGCUUCUUGGACUUCUGCAACGACCCUAAAAAUAAAGUACUCUAACAUUCAUUAGAAGGACUACCAAGAACCUUGGAGAAAACUGCCAGUUUCCUGCCACCCUUCUGAUUUCUACCUGGGUUCAGCCAGGGAAACUUACAAUUUCUUAUACUACCCCUCCCUGCCUUCCUCAAGUCACUACCCCAGACUGGACUUUCCUCCUCUUGGUUAAUUCUCCCCUACUCCCACUCUGCCUCCCAGGUUCCCUCUCUUGCCCCAAGUCCCCAGGUGUUCCUUAGAAAUAAAUGUUUGGGCAAAGUG